Molecule: messenger RNA, 504 nt
Organism: Paramuricea clavata
Lineage: Eukaryota; Metazoa; Cnidaria; Anthozoa; Malacalcyonacea; Plexauridae
Source: the annotation of a GenBank genome assembly
AUGGCAACUGGUAAAGUGCGGACAUAUUUGGAUAGUUUUAUAGAAGUUGGAUUUACAUCAAUCAACGACCAUGGUGUAGAGAAGCCACAAUGUGUUAUCUGCGGUGAAGUAUUCGCUGCCUCAUCGAUGAAGCGUAAUAUUUUGCAGCGACAUCUGAACCUUAAACAUCCUGCCUUCCCAAAUAGAAGUAAAGACUAUUUCGAGCGUAAGGCUGUGGCAAUGAAAGCAAGUCGUCUUGAUCAGACAGGACAUGUACAACGAAUCCAAGAAAAGCUUCUAGAAGCGUCGUUCCAUGUGGCUUACAGAAUUGCUAAGGCCAAGAAGCCUCAUACAAUCGCCGAAAAUUUGAUCAUGCCAUGUACCAAGGACAUUGUCAGAUUACUCAUUGGCGAGGACGCCGUUAAGAAAAUCAGCGGCUUGCCUGUUUCAGACAAUACUAUUCAGCGACGAAUCCAGGCAAUGUCCGAGAAUAUCGAAACUCAGCUUGUUACUCAGAUGACGUAA